AUGUCUGCCUCAACUGUUUCCGCCUCCACCGCCAACUUUCCAUCCGAUUCUCGCUCAGGGCCCCGCCGACGAUUGAGCCAACUCCGUGCCUACACCCAGAAUCAUUUUUCUCCUCACGCAUCUUCGUCGACCUCGUCCGCUCCUACCCAGCGCUCUUCUCGUCGACAUACUUUUAGUAGUCGUGUGCCCUGGUUUUCGCCAUCCCCAACUUCGCCGACAAGUCCUGAGCCUUCGUCUCUCCCUUCAGAAGGGACCUCCAACCCAGCUCCAUGCCCCAACACCGAGCAAUCCACCCUAGCUCGCUAUAGCUCUGCUAUCUUCCCCCAAUAUCGCGUCGCCGACAUUGAUUUGAGCUCCCGCGAUCGUUCCUCCGAUUCUUUCCGCUCGACCCCUUCGAACGACUCUGGUGACCAGGUAUCUGAGACGAUGGCGCGGCCAGGCGCUUCUACAGCAACGUCAGACGCGCGAAAUGACACGCAGCCAACCAGCCCAGCGGGAUCCAUGAAUCCUACGAGCGGGAUUCCUGAUGGUUCCGAUCCGACCGCGACUGGCAGUUCGUCGUCCCUUCAGCCGAAGGGGAAGGCCACCAUCCGCUUUUUCCCCCACCAGGAGACCAGCCAGAGUUCCAAGCCGUCCCUGAACUUCAUCCCCGUCUCACGCACGCUGCCAUCUGAUAGCAGUGUGAUUCGUGUGGGCCGAUACUCGGAACGCGAUGGCCUCCAUGUGCCCAACCCGACCGAACCGUCAGAUGCCCCUGUGGGGUUCAAGUCGAAAGUUGUGAGUCGCAAACACUGCGAGUUCCUAUACAUCAAUGGGCAAUGGCAUAUCAAGGACGUGGGGAGCUCCUCAGGGACGUUCCUGAAUCACAUGCGAUUGAGUCAGCCGAACAUGGUGUCGCGGCUGUAUACCAUCAAGGAUGGGGAUAUUGUGCAGCUUGGAAUCGAUUUCAGAGGUGGCGAGGAGACGAUCUUUCGUUGCGUGCGGAUACGGAUUGAGUGCAAUCGGUCCUGGCAGCAGCAGCCCAACGAAUUUAACAAAAAUACAGCCAGUCUUAUCAAGAACCUCGGCAAAGGCGACACCGCAGACUAUUCCGGUUGUCGUGAAUGUUCGAUUUGCCUUGGCUCCGUUUUGCGACCGUAUCAGUGCCUAUUUAUGGCAGCUUGUGCGCACGUUUGGCAUUACAAAUGCAUCAGCCGCCUGAUCCAUACCCCUGAAUACCCGAUGUUUCAAUGUCCCAAUUGCCGCGCCUACACGGAUCUGAGCGCCGAGGUUGACGAUACCAACGACUAUGACACUACCGAAAGGAAAGAAAGUGCACCAGAGCCCGAAUCCCAACAGACACCAGCGGCAGAAUCGUCAUCUGGCUCGCAACCGGGUCGGUUGGAAGCGGAUCGCGCCGUGGGUGAUUUGUCGGAUAGCGUGGUGGGAGGAGAUCAUCAGCAAGCCGAUACGCCAACGGAGGAGGGCCUUACCAACAACAUCGAAAGCAUGCGGAUUCAAGAUGAUGGUUCGUCGACUUCAGAACCAGAUGUUGCGCAGUCUCCAAAUUCGGUAUCCGCUUCCCUCGAACGCGCUGUGACGAAUGUGACUUCUGCGCCUCAGAUGGAUCUUUCUGAUGGGGUACCUGGCCUCCAAUCUCUGACACAAGCUACCAAUCCCCUUCCGAUUCGCCAAGCACAGCUACGUUCAGACACGCCAUUUCGCUCCGAAUCGUCCGAUGAUAACCCUUUGACGCCGAGAAACGACUCGGGACCCUUGGCUUUUGAUGGACGAGCCGGCAUGUCGUGA
Aspergillus clavatus NRRL 1 is the source of this 1788-nucleotide messenger RNA. RefSeq names its product FHA domain protein. The coding region runs from base 1 to 1788 and encodes 595 amino acids. The record is from RefSeq and is a predicted model, not a curated record. The transcript is spliced from 3 exons. Gene Ontology annotation, cellular component: cytosol; ubiquitin ligase complex; mitotic spindle pole body. Gene Ontology annotation, biological process: protein ubiquitination; mitotic spindle assembly checkpoint signaling; ubiquitin-dependent protein catabolic process. NCBI's taxonomy places the organism in Eukaryota, Fungi, Ascomycota, Eurotiomycetes, Eurotiales, Aspergillaceae. Gene Ontology annotation, molecular function: ubiquitin protein ligase activity; protein binding.